Molecule: messenger RNA, 498 nt
Organism: Trypanosoma rangeli
Lineage: Eukaryota; Euglenozoa; Kinetoplastea; Trypanosomatida; Trypanosomatidae
Exons: 1
Coding region: 1-498 (165 amino acids)
Source: RefSeq, a predicted model, not a curated record
AUGGAGUUGGAGAGGACAGAACACAAACCCCGCUCCGUGCUCUCUAUUCUGCGCAACGUAUUGGGAACUCAUGAUAAGGAGUGUGGAGUCAGCUGCGGCAUACAAAGCGAUCCGAUUCCUGGAAAGUUUCGAAAAAGAGCAUCCUACCCCUCCAGGGCAGGUCCGGUUUGCUGCAUAUCGACCGAUGGCAUGUUUUCUUUGCAUGGAAAUAUAGUGACUGUAAAUGAUGCAGAAGAAAUUUCCAUCAAUGUUACUGGUGCAUCGAGUAGUUUGCCAUGUGGCCAUUUCAAUCUCACCCGUAUGUCGAUUCCCAGGUUUGCCGCACCAAGCAGUGGACUGUCUUUAGGAAAAAGACAAUUGGGCACUACUGAUGAAGGCGGGAGUGCGGCAUAUGUGGUCCGUGGCCGGGCCUUAAAGAUGACUAUCAAGGGGGAAAAGAUGCUUCACAUGGAGAGCUGGUUGAGUGAGCAGCGCAUGGUUGGAGCGGGGAACAGUUAA